GAGAGGCUCCUGUGGAGGAGGAUCCGGGAAUCUGGGAAAAAAGGGACUAUGGCUGCCAACAUGGGCUCGAUGCGUAUCCUCAUCAAGGGAGGGAAGGUGGUCAACGAUGACUUCACCCAGGAAGCAGAUGUCUACAUCGAGAACGGCAUAAUUCAGCAGGUUGGAAAGGAACUGAUGAUACCGGGCGGUGCUAAGGUGAUUGAUGCCUCUGGAAAGCUGGUGUUGCCGGGCGGAAUAGACACCAGCAUACAUCUGCAGGAUACUUUCAUGAACGCAACCAUUCAAGAUGACUUCUACAGUGGGACCAAGGCGGCCCUGAUGGGUGGUACCACCAUGGUGAUGGCUCUGGUCCUGCCUGAGCAACACUGCUCCCUGCUGGACGCCUAUGAGAGCUGUCGAGCUCUGGCCGACGCCAAGGUGUGCUGCGACUAUGCUCUGCACGUUGGGGUGACCUGGUGGGGACCAAAGGUGCGUAAUGAGAUGGAGACCCUGGUGAGGGAGCAUGGAGUGAACUCAUUCCAGAUGUUCAUGGCCUACAAAGACAUGAUGAUGCUGAGGGACUCUGAGCUCUACCAGACGCUGCAGACCUGUAAGGACAUCGGGGCCAUCGCACGCGUCCACGCUGAGAACGGAGAGCUGGUGGCGGAGAGUGCUAAAGAGGCUCUGGAUUUGGGCAUCAGUGGACCGGAGGGUAUUGAGAUCAGUCGACCAGAAGAGCUGGAGUCUGAGGCUACUCACAGAGCUGUCACCAUCGCCAACAGGGCUCGCUGCCCGAUCUACCUGGUGAAUGUGUCCAGUAUGUCUGCUGGAGAUAUGAUUGCUGCUGCUAAGAUGCAAGGUAAGGUGGUCCAUGCAGAGACCACAGUAGCUCAUGCGGUGCUGAAUGGGAUGCAUUAUUACCACCAGGACUGGGCUCACGCUGCUGCCCACGUCAUCGUUCCUCCUCUCCGCCUCGACCCCAACACGCCCAGCUACCUCAUGGGCCUGCUGGGCAAUGACACCCUGAGCGUUGUGGCAUCAGAGCAUCGUCCAUUUAGCACCAAGCAGAGAGCUUUGGGCAAGGAGGACUUCACAAAAAUCCCUCAUGGAGUGGCUGGAGUCCAGGACAGGAUGAGUGUCAUCUGGGAGAGGGGAGUGGUUACAGGAAAAAUGGAUGAGAAUCGUUUUGUGGCAGUGACGAGCUCUAAUGCUGCAAAGAUUUACAACCUGUACCCACGCAAGGGUCGUAUCAUCCCCGGGGCUGACGCUGAUGUGGUGGUCUGGGACCCAGAUGCAACAAGGACGAUCUCUGUGAGCACUCAGGUGCAGGGCGGCGACUUCAACCUGUACGAGGGGGUGCGCUGCCACGGUGUUCCCCUGGUCACCAUCAGUCGAGGACGUUUGGUGUGUGAGAACGGUGUGUUCAUGUGCGCCGAGGGCUCCGGAAAGUUCUACCCGCAGCGCACAUUCCCUGACUACCUCUACAAGAAGAUGGUGCAGAGAGAAAAGAGCCAGGCUCAUAAAGGGGUUGUCAGGGAUCCCUACUCUGGUGAUGUGGCCAAGGUAGCAAACACUAUGAAGAAGGAGCUCGGUCUGGGCCCCAUCGAUGGAGAUGCAUCUAACAAAGGGCCCCAUGGUAUGCGGGUGCACCAGGGAGUCCGAGACCUCCAUGAGUCCUCCUUUAGCCUCUCAGGGUCUCAGGUUGAUGACCAUAUCCCGAAGAGAUCCUCGGCUCGGAUCCUGGCCCCUCCCGGCGGUCGCUCCAGUGUUGAAAGAGUAAAUGUGCCAAUGUGAAUCACCCAUGCCACACCCACACCCAUGCAUGAAGAGCACCACACUGAGACGUGAAAUCUCUCCUGAACGCCACAGGCUCACAACUGGUGCUGUUUUUUACAAUUACCUACGAUGGCGUUACUUUUAUUGUUGGAUGGUUUUGUUGUUUUGAAGGCACUGCGACUGAUCAGUGGCUACGUGUGUUUGUAGAUUCUCGUUGUGUUUGACAGUUAACCUGUUGAAUCUGUAAGUGGCUGCUUGUUUCUUACCACAAGAGUA
This is a messenger RNA of Chelmon rostratus (copperband butterflyfish), 2031 nucleotides long. Its product is annotated as dihydropyrimidinase-related protein 5-like. The record is from RefSeq and is a predicted model, not a curated record. NCBI's taxonomy places the organism in Eukaryota, Metazoa, Chordata, Actinopteri, Chaetodontiformes, Chaetodontidae. Bases 49 to 1773 code for a protein of 574 amino acids. Gene Ontology annotation, molecular function: hydrolase activity, acting on carbon-nitrogen (but not peptide) bonds, in cyclic amides. Gene Ontology annotation, cellular component: cytosol; cytoplasm. The transcript is spliced from 15 exons.